AUGUUGAUUGAUUACAGGGUAUUCUUAGUGAAAAUCAAUCUCCAUGAUGCUUCUCCAUCUGUUAAGGUAGCAUAUCAAUUCAACCUUAAAGACCCUGAUUAUUAUUGCUAUGCACCACAAAGGACAAGAGACUUGUGGUUUGGAAUCCAUGUUCAGGGGAUUAAACCCAGAGAUAGGUACAAGAAACACGACUACUAUGCUCUCGGUUACAACAACAAGAAGCAGUACAAAGUCUUGAGGUUGGAUAGUCAGAAGAUUCUACCAAUCAAGAAUAAGUAUGAGAUUUAUGACUUCACCUCUGAUUCUUGGAGAGUUCUUGGUGUGACUACUGAUUGGUUUUUAGCAAAAUAUCGUCGUGGCGGCAUAUCUUUCAAGGGAAAUACUUAUUGGGUUGCUACAUGGAGUCAUACUGAUUUCUUAAAGUUUUGA
Messenger RNA from Brassica rapa (field mustard), 429 nucleotides. RefSeq names its product putative F-box protein At3g21120. NCBI's taxonomy places the organism in Eukaryota, Viridiplantae, Streptophyta, Magnoliopsida, Brassicales, Brassicaceae. The record is from RefSeq and is a predicted model, not a curated record.